AUGCAGGCAAGAGACUCACAUUCUAUAUUUAACUGCCAAAGAUGUAAACAACCGCUAAGGAUAGACGACUCUUUAAACGACUUAAACAAUGCGAACGUGGAUCUCUUAAUGUCCACACUACCCGAAGACACUUCUCAUUACCGCGAUUCUCGUAUUCCUCACUUUUCUGAGCAUCCUUCGUCGAUAUCUCAUAAGACAUCGAAAUCACAUUCUUCGCGCUCGGCACAGCAGUUUCCAAACAAAGAAUCCUAUCUCGGCCCAUCUGAAUCAUACGUUGUACUUUCUCGCUCACAGAUAGCUCCCCUUCCUCAAUCUUCUCUUUCUCUAUCCUCAUCUGAUGCAACCUCAACAGAUCAACGCACUUCGUUAUCGUAUAGAUUGAAAGUAACAUCUCGACUACUCGAUGUAAUGUCGCAAAGAUCAGAAAUCACACAUCCUAUCUGUGUAGAGUGUACAGAAAUGCUGUUAGAUUCGCUGAGCAAGCAGUUAGCUGACGCGACAAGGGAGAAAGACUGUUAUGUUGAUUUUUUAAAGAAGGUUAAUUCAAGUUUGAUAAGCGAUGAGGAAGGAGAAAACUUGAAGAAAGAAAUCAAAGAGAUCAAAGUAAGGGAGACGGCCGCCAUUGAAACGCUAACAAAUAUCGAGCGCGAGCGGGAUAUGUUGAAAAAGGAGUUGGAGGCCCUAGAAGCAGAGGCACAUGAACUCGAUAAAAUGGAGGAGAGUUACUGGCAAGAGUUUAAUGACUUUCACAUUCAGCUGAGCGCGUUCCAGAAUGAACGUGACAGCGUGAACCUCAAAUAUGAUCAUGAUACGAGACAGCUUGAGAAGCUUCAGAAGACCAACGUUUAUAAUGACACCUUUUACAUUGUAAAUGAAGGACAUUUUGGAACGAUAAAUGGUUUUCGGUUGGGAUAUCUGCCGACGCAAAGGGUGGAGUGGAAUGAGAUCAAUGCAGCAUGGGGUCAAACAGUGUUAUUACUCUCUACGAUUGCGAAUAAGCUCAAUUUUACUUUUAAGACGUAUCGUCUCAUACCACUAGGUUCUUUCUCCAAAAUAGAGAAAAUAGAAGGCGAUAGGGCUGUCUAUGAACUGUACGGUUCAGGAGACUAUGCUAUAAGUAGAGUAUUUCAAAACAGUCGUUUUGAUACGGCUAUGGUUGCAUUUCUCAACUGUUUGCAGCAAUUGGGUGAAUACGCCGAGAAACAAGAUCGUAACAUCAAGUUGCCUUACCGAAUAAACAAAGACAAGAUAGGAGAUGUAUCCAUAAAGCGGCAUAUUGGUCACGAUGAGCAAUGGACGCGUGCUCUCAAAUAUACUUUACAUGAUACGAAGUGGAUAUUGGCAUUUGCUGCUUCAGUUAGUCAUACGAACUACAAGAGACGACUGGAAUAG
This is a messenger RNA of Paraglomus occultum, 1392 nucleotides long. The record is from the annotation of a GenBank genome assembly. Lineage: Eukaryota; Fungi; Glomeromycota; Glomeromycetes; Paraglomerales; Paraglomeraceae.